AGGGCCUCGCCGCAGCUGCUGCAGCUCGCCCGGGAGUAAGGACAGAUCACCAUGCAGCAUAUGGUUCAGGUGUGGUUUGGAGAUGAUCCCCCUUUAAGUCCACGAAGUCCACUGACUCCAAGGCAUGGCCCAGGGUUAGCAGAUGUUCUGCUUUAUGACCAGUGGAUAUCCGUCCGACAUGAGGCAACUCUGGUUCCUAUGCAGGAAGACCUGUCAAUCUGGCUAUCCGGCUUGUUGGGUGUAGAACUUACAGCUGAACAGUUGUUGGAAGAACUUGAUAAUGGUGUAUUGCUGUGCAUGUUGAUUGAAGUAAUUCAAAACACAGUUAAAAACUGUUGUGACCCAAGUGAUUUAAGGAAUUUUCCAUUGAGAAAAGUCCCCUGUAAGAAGGAUGCACCUUCUGGAUCCUUUUUUGCUAGAGACAACACUGCCAACUUUCUAAAUUGGUGUAGAUGCAUUGGUAUAGAUGAGACUUACCUCUUUGAGUCUGAAGGCUUAGUCCUGCAUAAGGAUCCAAGACAGGUUUACCUUUGUCUACUGGAAAUUGGUCGCAUUGUAUCAAGAUAUGGAGUGGAACCUCCUGUAUUAGUAAAACUGGAGAAAGAAAUUGAAUUGGAAGAGACUCUGCUAAUGUCUUCUGAUCCUGUAGCUUCUGUUAUCACCCCCAAAUCAUGUUGUCAGCAUGGAGAGUUACAUGAAGCAGUUAAGCACAUUGCUGAAGAUCCUCCUUGCAGUUGCUCUCAUAGAUUUUCAAUCGAGUACUUAUCUGAAGGACGCUAUAGAUUGGGAGACAGAAUACUUUUCAUUCGAAUGUUACAUGGCAAGCACGUUAUGGUACGUGUUGGUGGAGGCUGGGAUACUCUUCAAGGCUUCCUACUUAAAUAUGACCCUUGCCGAGUGCUGCAGUUUGCAACGUUGGAACAAAAAAUCUUAGCAUUUCAAAAAGGUGCGUCGAGUGAGAUGGUUCCUGAUUCUGCCAGGGCCCCACAACCACCUCUCAUGAACCCCAUAUCGGCUGUUGAUACAUAUCAGAAGCAAAAUUCAAAGCCUUCUACUCCUGUUUCAGUUCCAAAGAACUCUCAUGUACCUAAUAGGAAGCAAGCGGUGGCUAAGUUUCCAAAGUCAGCCGCCCUUUCUUCCUCAAAAGCAACAGCGCACACGCCUUCUUCAACCAAAUGUGCAUUGGGCCACCCCCAGUCAAAAGGGCCUUCAGCAAAUAACAGCCAGACAUCUUCUAAAUCUUCCACUGCUGCUUUAAAAAAAACAUCAUCUCCUGCACAUAAAUCAGCGUGUAUUUCAAAAGUCAUGCAACCUACAAAUAAAGGUUCUUCAUCUGCCUUACUGAAAACUGCUACAACGUGUUCAGGAUUACUUCCAAAACAUAUUUUGUCAUCAUUCAAACCUGCACAUUCCCAGAACUCUCCAACCACAUGUCAUCCUGCUCUUUCUAGUUCAGCAAGUAAACUUUCUAAGCUUCCUGGGACAACUAAAAAAGUGACCUCCAAACAAGAGUAUGUUCCUUCUAAUAGCAAAGCUGGGCAAAGUGCCAAGUCUAAGCCACCUCUUGCAAAACAUUCAGCAACAUGUAACAGAAACCUUCAUGUUCCUAACCCAGCACGCUCGCAACAGUCUUCCGCAAAAUCUGCUUCUAAAUCUACCUCUCAAACUUUACCGUCACCCAGAGGCGUGCCAGAAACUAACCAAGCCAAAAAUAUCAGAACUGCUGCAAGUUCCAAACAAUUAGAUUCAUCUUCCUCGCUUACAGCAGAUAAAUCAUCACAGUUAACGUCUGCUAUAAAAACAAGAGGUAAAACUGCAUCUUCACCUGUAAGUAGUCAGUUUUCAGCCAAUGUACAGGUCCAAAGUAGCAGGACAAAACCUGAGAUAGGAUCCAGCCCAUCAAAAUGCCCUGAGCGUUCUCCACUAUCAGUUGUGCGUCUCCCCCAGACAUCAACAAUAGCUGAGACCAGGAAGAAGACAAUACAGGCUGCCACCAAAAGCCAAUCAUCAUUUAAAACCUCGCAGAAGAGUGAUAAAAUGCGUGAUCCAGCUAAUAAAAAUCCUUCUUUCAAGGCAAAGGCCCCAACUGCAACUGUUAAAGGAACACCUGGUGGGUUAAAGAAUCCUACUUUGAAGACUAAACAAGAUGAUAAUUAUUUUGUCAUGACUGGGAAUAAGAAACUCAGAAAGUAGAAUACCAGGAAUAUU
Euleptes europaea (tarantolino) is the source of this 2208-nucleotide messenger RNA. RefSeq names its product growth arrest specific 2 like 3 (gene GAS2L3). The transcript has 9 exons. Gene Ontology annotation, cellular component: actin filament. NCBI's taxonomy places the organism in Eukaryota, Metazoa, Chordata, Lepidosauria, Squamata, Sphaerodactylidae. Gene Ontology annotation, molecular function: actin filament binding; microtubule binding; cytoskeletal adaptor activity. Gene Ontology annotation, biological process: actin crosslink formation. The record is from RefSeq and is a predicted model, not a curated record. Bases 52 to 2193 code for a protein of 713 amino acids.